AUGAGAGAUGAUAGAAGAAAAUAAACACCGUAUUUAAAAUGAGAAACAUCGUAAUAUUUGAAGAAAACCAAAGAACAUUGUGGUAGCAGACCGUAGUUGAAAUGACGGAGAAUGAAAGAAGGUAAAUCCGCUCAUCCUGAGAUUGUUCCUAACUAUGAUAAUUGGAGCCCAUGGAUUGGUGAAAGAACACGUUCAAGUCAGCUAGUGUUCAACACAGAACACAAGAAGUGCACUCCGUCAAUGACUGAUGAUGAAAAUGGCGAAGUAGUACCAGAGGAAAUUGUCAGUCGGUUACUGCAGGAUGAAAGGGUCACUGCCAUAAGGAGAAUAUGCAGGGAAGUUGGAAUCCAACCUAAAGGCUCAGCUGCUGAUAUGGUGGUUCAAAUACGGGAAAAAGCAAUCACAAGAGGACAACUAGAUCUAGCGUAUGAGAAGGUUUUUGGAACUUCUGGUGGACUGGUUAUUGGUGCUUGUCCCCAUGGCAUAGUUUACAGCAUGAAGAAUCUGCUGAGGUCAGAAAGCCCGCGCGAUUACAUGGAUCUACUUCGCUCCAUGAAGCACCGCCCAAAUAUCUCUGUAAUAGAUAUAGCACACCUAUUGGCAGCUCAUGGCAAUAGAACGGAGGCGGGUUUCUUCAGUCCGAAUGAGGGUCGUCUAAGAGCUCCAACACCUCAAAACAUUGCUAUGGCAAAGGAGGGAUUAAUGUUCGAUCUGCCGGACCUUGAUGAUGCUACUACUGUUGAGUAUGAUGAAAGCGAAACAGCCAACGGCCACCCAGUGUCCCAUUCUUCAUCCCAUUAUGCGCUGUAUGACUGGUUCCACCAGGGUAAUUGUAAGAGGGAAAGGGAAAAGCUGAGAAACAUCUCACUGCUAUCUGGAUUUGCUGGGUACACGAAUACUCAGAAAGUAGAGCAACUUUUCAAUUCAAUGAAGAGGGACCUCUACUUUCUGAACCAGAUGUCACCAGUUAGCCAUGUCUUCAUGUGCAGGUUGAUUUUGCACCUGCACAAUGAACAGCUCAGCAAAACCAUCAUCCAAGGCCAGAGAGAUGUCUGCAACAGACUGUCUUUCAACCAGUUGGGCCAGGUCAUCCAUCAAGAAGACACCCAGCUGAUGUCAGGGAGUAGGCCUACCAACGGUGAACCAGCAGAGUCAGAUGUAACUGCAAGAAGAGCUCGUCCGAGGCCUACAAGUGAAGAUAUAAAUCACAGCUCGUCAGGUGCUCAAGGCAUUCUCCCCCAAAAUAAAGAAACUCUGCCCAGUGACACAGCAGCUAGACCAAGUCUGCCAACAAAACAGAGUACUAGUAAGGAAGAUAGGUCACGAGCCAGGGAUGUCCAAGAUCAUGGAGUUCAUCCCCAAACAUCUGCAAUUUUAGAAAAGACCCAUACUAUUACAACAGGGGCAGAUCGGCGAGGCCUUCAAAGACUCAUCGACUUGAGAGAGAAACUAGUAGGCUUUACCCAACGUUUAUCAUCAACACUUGACCCUGAGGAUACAACGGCCCUUCUACUUAACAUCAGAUAUGCGAGCGAGACGCUCUUCAGGUCAGGCAGGCAGCAUUUGGUGCAUGGUGGAGUGGUUCAGGAUCGCUACAUGCAAUGCCAGGGAAACUCCAACUACUGUGCUACAUGUGCUGUCAAUAAUCUCCUGGGAUAUCAUGAUGAUGGCACGUUCCCAGUGCCAAUAAACGAGAUGGAUGACAUUGCUGAUGAGAUGUGGCUGGCAUCAUUCAGGCAGCCAACAGCCAGAGUUCUUCCUGUGAGAGACAUAGAAGGCUUCUACAACUUUGAGGUUAUGGAUAUAUGUCUUCAGAGAAGAAAUUACACUAGUACAAGACUGCGGAGAGAUGUCGUGAGUGCUGUACAACCAUUAGAAAUUGUCCAAAAUUGUUUGCUUGGUGAAAAAAAUACAAUUGGAUGGAUCGUUCAUCUCAGCCAUUCUGAACACUAUAUAACCAUCAAAAUCACAUCGCCAGGGAUAUAUGUCAGGAUGGAUUCUGGUUCGAUGGGAGUGCCCUCCACAAGUGUCAUGACUGCUGAAGAUGUUGGGAGAUUCAUCAAAAACCAUAGUCUGGGUCAAGGAGGUGUUUACCAGGUCCAUCAAAACACCUCACAUCCAAUGCAUUCAGCUGUGCAAGAAGAUCCUGAGAGUGGACCUGGACUAGUGGAAGAAACGCCACAAAGUCAUGGGCAUUCAGUUGUACCAGAGGAUCCUGUGAGCGGACCUGGUCCAGUGGAAGAAACGACACAAAGUCAUGGGGCUCUUCCUAGCUGCAUUGCACUUCAACGAGAAUUCCAAACGUGCCCAAGCAGCGAACAAAGAUGGGACUAAGCGAUGGUCAGUCUCCUAUCCGAAGGCAAAGAAGGGUGAACCUGUGGCAAGGGAAGUGAAAGUACCAGUGACUUAUGAAUACAUUCAACUUCUACUGAAUGAGGUAUUGAGACUUCGAGAGAAAAUGCCCUCGUACAGCACUGCAUUGGCCAAUAGAGAAGAUCGCAUCAAGUCUACACCCAAGCCAGUCUGUACGAAAUACACGAAACG
Messenger RNA from Lineus longissimus, 2544 nucleotides. RefSeq lists its product as uncharacterized. The record is from RefSeq and is a predicted model, not a curated record. The coding region runs from base 112 to 2334 and encodes 740 amino acids. NCBI's taxonomy places the organism in Eukaryota, Metazoa, Nemertea, Pilidiophora, Heteronemertea, Lineidae. The transcript has 8 exons.